CACCCUCACAGCAAAGUCACAAAUACACUCACACUCGUCUUCGAAAUAUCUCUCUAACAGCGAUAAUGGCGGAAUCACCGGCGCAGAGUGGUGCGGAGCUGGUUCCUCAGCAAGCUGAAUCGGAUCUGGCAUCUCUCGUAUUCGAAAUGUCACAGCAAGUUCAGAUGGGGAUGGAGAAUAUGCUCAAGUUGGUUAACGAGAUCGAUCAAAACUCUGUUGGAAUAAAGGACGAGAUUGAGAAAUCAAAGGAUUAUGCAAUGGAGAAGAAAAGAGUUCUCGAGGAAGAGAAAGAACAGUUCCAGAAAGCUGCUUACACCAUCCUUGACAUGCUAAGCAACCGAGGCUAGCUAGAUGCGGAGGGGAUGCAUGCUCUAUGGAAAGAAA
Brassica napus (rape) is the source of this 384-nucleotide messenger RNA. RefSeq lists its product as uncharacterized. NCBI's taxonomy places the organism in Eukaryota, Viridiplantae, Streptophyta, Magnoliopsida, Brassicales, Brassicaceae. The transcript has 4 exons. The record is from RefSeq and is a predicted model, not a curated record. The coding region runs from base 66 to 347 and encodes 93 amino acids.